Molecule: messenger RNA, 156 nt
Organism: Aureobasidium pullulans EXF-150
Lineage: Eukaryota; Fungi; Ascomycota; Dothideomycetes; Dothideales; Saccotheciaceae
Exons: 1
Coding region: 1-156 (51 amino acids)
Biological process (GO): regulation of transcription by RNA polymerase II
Cellular component (GO): chromatin
Molecular function (GO): DNA-binding transcription factor activity, RNA polymerase II-specific; RNA polymerase II cis-regulatory region sequence-specific DNA binding
Source: RefSeq, a predicted model, not a curated record
AUGGCUGAUAGCGCCGGCAGAGAGAAGCCGCUGUCAUGCCAGGUCUGCAACAAGAGCUUUGGGCGUUCUGAGCAUCUCAAGCGCCACGUUCUGACGCACACGCGUUCUCGCGAGUACCAAUGUCGGAUUUGCCGCAAAUCCUUCUUUCGGAAGUAA